GUUUACGGAGUUCCUAUGCUAGUCAACACAGUCAGCUUGGUCAAGACCUUCGUUCAACUGUGUCUCCUGACUUGCACAUCACUCCUAUAUAUGAGGGGAGAACCUAUUACAGUCCAGUGUACCGCAGCCCAAACCAUGGAACCGUGGAGCUCCAAGGAUCUCAGACAGCAUUGUACCGCACAGGUUCAGGUGUUGGAAAUCUACAAAGGACAUCCAGCCAACGAAGUAACCUUACAUACCAAAGAAAUAAUUAUGCUCUGAAUACAGCAGCUACCUAUGCGGAGCCCUACAGGCCAAUACAAUACCGAGUACAAGAGUGCAAUUACAAUAGGCUUCAGCACACAGCACCAGCUGAUGAUGGCACCACAAGAUCCCCAUCAAUAGACAGCAUUCAGAAAGACCCCAGGCAAUUUGCCUGGCGUGAUCCUGAGUUGCCUGAAGUCAUUCAUAUGCUGCAGCACCAGUUCCCAUCUGUUCAAGCAAAUGCGGCAGCCUACCUGCAGCACUUGUGCUUCGGUGACAACAAAGUGAAGAUGGAGGUAUAUAGGCUAGGGGGAAUCAAGCACCUGGUUGACCUUUUGGACCACAGAGUUUUGGAAGUUCAGAAGAAUGCUUGUGGUGCCCUCCGAAACCUUGUUUUUGGCAAAUCUACAGAUGAGAAUAAAAUAGCAAUGAAGAAUGUUGGUGGGAUACCUGCCUUGUUGCGAUUGUUAAGAAAAUCUAUUGAUGCAGAAGUAAGGGAGCUUGUUACAGGAGUUCUUUGGAAUUUAUCCUCAUGUGAUGCUGUAAAGAUGACAAUCAUUCGAGAUGCUCUCUCAACCUUAACAAACACUGUGAUCGUUCCACAUUCUGGGUGGAAUAACUCUUCUUUUGAUGAUGAUCAUAAAAUUAAAUUUCAGACUUCACUAGUUCUGCGUAACACCACAGGUUGCCUGAGGAACCUCAGCUCUGCAGGGGAGGAAGCACGGAAACAAAUGCGAUCCUGUGAGGGGCUGGUGGACUCACUACUAUAUGUGAUCCACACGUGUGUAAACACAUCUGAUUACGACAGCAAGACAGUAGAGAACUGUGUGUGCACCCUGAGAAACCUGUCCUAUCGGCUGGAGCUGGAGGUCCCUCAGGCCCGGCUGUUAGGGCUGAAUGAGCUGGAUGACUUGCUAGGAAAAGAGUCACCCAGCAAAGACUCUGAGCCAAGCUGCUGGGGGAAGAAGAAGAAAAAGAAAAAGAGGACUCCACAAGAGGAUCAAUGGGAUGGAGUUGGCCCUAUCCCAGGACUGUCCAAGUCCCCCAAAGGGGUUGAGAUGCUAUGGCAUCCGUCAGUGGUAAAACCAUAUCUGACUCUUCUAGCAGAAAGUUCCAAUCCAGCCACCUUGGAAGGCUCUGCUGGAUCUCUCCAGAACCUCUCUGCUGGCAACUGGAAGUUUGCAGCAUACAUCCGGGCAGCUGUCCGAAAAGAAAAAGGGCUCCCCAUCCUUGUAGAGCUUCUAAGGAUGGAUAAUGAUAGAGUUGUCUCUUCUGUGGCGACUGCCUUGAGGAAUAUGGCACUAGACGUUCGCAAUAAGGAGCUCAUAGGUAAAUACGCCAUGCGAGACCUGGUCAACCGGCUUCCGGGUGGCAAUGGCCCCAGCAUACUGUCUGACGAGACCAUGGCGGCCAUCUGCUGCGCGCUGCAUGAGGUCACCAGCAAAAACAUGGAGAAUGCCAAAGCCCUGGCUGACUCUGGAGGCAUAGAGAAGCUGGUGAACAUAACCAAAGGCAGGGGAGACAGAUCCUCUCUGAAAGUGGUGAAGGCGGCAGCCCAGGUCUUGAAUACAUUAUGGCAAUAUCGGGACCUCCGGAGCAUUUACAAAAAGGAUGGGUGGAAUCAGAACCAUUUUAUUACACCUGUGUCAACGUUAGAGCGAGACCGAUUCAAAUCACAUCCUUCCUUAUCCACCACCAACCAACAGAUGUCACCCAUCAUUCAGUCAGUCGGCAGCACCUCUUCCUCACCAGCACUGUUAGGAAUCAGAGACCCUCGCUCUGAAUACGAUAGGAGUCAGCCACCUAUGCAGUAUUACAAUAGCCAAGGGGAUGCCACACAUAAAGGCCUGUACCCUGGCUCCAGCAAACCUUCACCAAUUUACAUCAGUUCCUAUUCCUCACCAGCAAGAGAACAAAAUAGACGGCUACAGCAUCAGCAGCUGUGUUAUAGUCAAGGUGACUCCAACAGAAAGAACUUUGAUGCAUACAGAUCAUACUUGCAGUCUCCUCAUAGCUAUGAAGACCCUUAUUUUGAUGACCGAGUUCACUUUCCAGCUUCUACUGAUUACUCGACACAGUAUGGACUCAAGUCAACCACAAAUUACAUGGACUUUUAUUCCACUAAACGACCUUCUUACAGAGCAGAACAGUAUCCAGGGUCCCCAGACUCGUGGGUGUAGCAAAGGACCUCUUUCUUUCUAACCUUGUUUGGAGUGAGGUGAAAAGUCGUCUUGCUGAUUGAUGAUGAAAUGUGAAAGUGAAAUGGAAGGAAUGAGUGAAGAGCCUAUUUUUUUUUCUUUUGAGGAAUUUUCAGGGAAGUGAGGAAACCCUUGGGAGAGGACUUUCUAAGCUCUGUUUAGGUGUUAGAUCUAAUUACUUGUAGAUUCUAUAGUCUGGUGAAGGUGUGGGUGACGUGAUGAGAGGCUUAAGAAAUGGGUGAAAUGAAAUGGGAUAUGUGUAGGUCAAAUCAAAUUAAAGAUGAUUUUUUUAAUGUGAAUAAAGUUAUGUUCUGAUAGUUUGUACAGAGAAAAAUAAUAAAAUGGAUGCCCUUCAUGUUUUAUUGCUAUUACUAAAUGUCAAGAUUGUAUGCUAUUAUGUCUUGUAAAUUUCUUUUGUUGGUGUAAAUAUGGAAAUGCCACAUUGGUUAAGUGCCAUCAUUUGUAAUGCAGUGUGUCACUUGAAAAGAGAUUUGAAGAAACUGACAGCUUAAAAAUCAAAUGGGGAACCCAAGGAACUGUUAACAAUUAACAACAAGCUAAGAUAUCCUUUGUUUUCACAAUAGUGUACGUUGGAAGCACAAAGUCCAGUCUGGUAUAGCAGCGCCAUGCCCAUUCCCUGCCUCUUUCAUAGGACACUUCACUGCCAUUUUCUAUGCACAUGAAAGAAAAAUAAAUGUGGAAAUUCCAUCCUUGG
Molecule: messenger RNA, 3156 nt
Organism: Castor canadensis (American beaver)
Lineage: Eukaryota; Metazoa; Chordata; Mammalia; Rodentia; Castoridae
Gene: Pkp4
Product: plakophilin 4
Biological process (GO): cell-cell adhesion
Cellular component (GO): adherens junction; cytoplasm; nucleus
Molecular function (GO): protein binding
Source: RefSeq, a predicted model, not a curated record